GAGGAGAGAGGAGAGGAGAUGGGGAUUAUCCCACUUGAAGAAUACUAUUUCACUUCAGGUGUCUAAGAUGGAGGCCCCUCUGGUGAGUCUGGAUGAGGAGUUUGAGGAUCUGAGACCCUGCUACACUGAUGACCGAGAAGAAAAGUCCCAUUGUUUUUAUGGCUCAUCUCCCCACCAUCUGGAAGACCCCUCCUUUUCUGAGCUUGAGAACUUCUCUUCUGAGAUUAUCAGCUUCAAAUCCAUGGAAGACUUGGUGAAUGAAUUUGAUGAAAAGCUGAAUGUCUGCUUCCGGAAUUACAAUGCCAAAACCGAGAACCUUGCUCCUGUAAAAAAUCACCUCCAGAUCCAAGAGGAGGAAGAGAAUUUUCAGGAUGAGGAGGUCUGGGGUGCUCUAACAGACAAUUACAUCCCAUCCAUCACCGAGGACUGGAGGGACCCCAGCAUCGAGGUGCUGAAUGGCAAUAUUUCUGACUCGGAGAUCCACGAGAAGGAGGAGGAAGAGCUCAAUGAGAAGAGUGAAAAUGACUCUGGUAUUAAUGAAGAGCCUCUACUCACAGCAGAUCAGGUAAUUGAAGAAAUUGAGGAGAUGAUGCAGAAUUCCCCAGAUCCUGAAGAGGAAGAGGAGAUCUUGGAGGAAGAUGAUGAAGGAGAAACUUCCUCUCAGGCUGAUUCAAUCCUUUUGCAGGAGAUACAGGUUUUAACACAAACCUUUAACAACAAUUGGUCCUAUGAAGGUUUGGCGCAGAUGUCCGUGUCCGAGCUGGCUGAGCUGCUGGAUCAGGUGGAGGGCGCCAUCCGCGACUACUCUGAAGAGCUGGUGCAGCAGCUGGCUCGCCGGGAUGAGCUGGAGUUUGAAAAGGAGGUAAAGAACUCGUUCAUCACGGUGCUGAUGGAGGUCCAGAACAAGCAAAAAGAGCACAGAGAGCUGAUGAAAAGGAGGAGGAAAGAGAAAGGACUGAGUCUGCAGAGCAGCCGAAUAGAAAGGGGAACCCAGAUGCCUCUCAAGCGAUUCAGCAUGGAAGGAAUCUCUAACAUCUUGCAGACUGGUAUUCGGCAGACAUUUGGAAACUCAGCUACUGAUAAACAGUAUUUGAACACGGUUAUUCCGUACGAGAAGAAAGGGUCCCCUCCCUCUGUUGAAGAUCUGCAGAUGCUGACAAACAGAUGCCAAGUGAACAGAAAGAUUAACAAGAGUCACUGGAAGAUGAAAUUUGAACACAUGAAGUGAAAACAGGACGUGAAACAUACGGAAAACAAAAGUGCAUCUGACUGCUCUGUAAUGAAGUAAUUCGGUGUCUUUCCAUCCAAGGAAUUUCUAGGGUUUACAAACACUGAAUGAAACCUCUGGGUUGGGAAGUAGUAUGAUCAGGGCUCGACAAAUAAUACAAUCUAUUCACCCGUGGGCGAGUAGAUUGUAACCUGGAAGAGCCGGGUUCGGGCGAUCUGCGCAGAAUGAUCUACACAUGCGCAGAUUGCUGGACAGCGCGGCUGGCGAGCGGGGCUUUCCGCGGUUCGGCGAGCCCUGAUUAUGAUCCAAACUUUACAGAUGGCCACAGGGAUGUCACAUGACUUGUCCAAGGUCACACAGUAGGUCAGUGUGAAAACCCAAGUCUUUAGGUAUCUAGUCAUCACCAGUUUUCUUGGUGAAAACUGAAACAAAGAAAUCAUUAAGCGCCUUUGCCAUUGCUAAGUUUCCUGUUAUUGUUUCUC
Pelodiscus sinensis (Chinese soft-shelled turtle) is the source of this 1710-nucleotide messenger RNA. NCBI's taxonomy places the organism in Eukaryota, Metazoa, Chordata, Testudines, Trionychidae. The record is from RefSeq and is a predicted model, not a curated record.